AGACUUCAAUCAAUGUUUUCAGUUGUUAUUUUCGGCAGCCAGCAAGAACUAAUUGUAUUAAGGAAAGUUAAAUAUUUUUAUUUUAGCGGAAUUGUACUUUGAACUUGUUUAUUUUUCUAGCAAAAAAAAUUGCUUUAUUUGAUAAGAACAAACAAGAAAAAAAAUAAAACGAUUUUAGAAUAAUUAAGUUACAAUGGCAUUGUUGGUUAAAAGAUUAUCAAUUAAGAAUGGUGCUCCGGCAGCAGCAUUAAAUUUAUUGAAAUCAAACAAUUUUUUCACUUACGUUAAUGAGCCUUCACAUCCAAUUCCUAAUAAAAAACCAGAUAUAACAGAUGAUCCAAAAGUUGCUGUAAAUUGCGUGAAAUCCGGCGAUGUUGUAUUUUGUUCUGGUGCUGCAUCAACUCCUAAUGUGUUGAUACAAGCAAUGACCGAUAAUGCUGUGGAAAAGAAACAACAGAAUAUUACGGUAUGUCAUAUGCAUACAGAAGGACCAGCUGCCUAUUGCAAUCCUGAAGUAUCUCAUAUAUUUAGAUCAUCAUCAUUUUUUAUGGGUGGAAAUGUUCGUAAAGCUGUAGCUGAAGGACGUGGUGAUAAUAUGUCAAUCUUUUUACAAGACAUACCAAAACUUUUUACAACUGGAAUCGUAAAACCAGAUGUAGCAUUUAUUCAUGUUUCACCACCAGAUCGUCAUGGUUAUUGUUCAUUAGGUACAAGUGUUGAUUGCGUUCGAGCUGGAUUAAUGCAUUCAAAAAAGAUUGUCGCACAAAUUAAUAAACAAAUGCCGAGAACAUUUGGAGACUCCAUUAUUCAUAUGUCGCAUUUUGACUCUGCUAUUAACAUUGAUGUACCACUACCACAACACGGUGGUAAAGGAAUAUCUGAUGUUGAAAAUAAAAUUGGACAAAUUAUUGCUGAAAACUUGGUCGAAGACGGUGCCACAUUACAAAUGGGAAUUGGUUCUAUUCCAGACGCUGUUUUAAAUGCAUUACAUAAUCAUAAAAAUUUGGGUAUCCAUUCUGAAAUGUUUGCAAAUGGAGUUGUUGAUUUAGUUAAUAAGGGAUGUGUAACAAAUUCUGAAAAAACAAUUCACAGAGGUCGUAUUGUCGGCUCAUUUUUAAUUGGUAAUCAAGAACUUUACGAUUUUGUUAACGACAAUCCAUUCAUUGAAAUGUUAACAAUUGAUUAUGUUAACAGGGGUGCAAUUGUUGCCCAAAAUCCUAAAAUGACUGCAAUUAAUUCCUGUAUUGAAGUUGAUAUAACUGGACAAGUUAAUUCAGACUCUAUUGGAACCAGAUUUUAUUCAGGAUUUGGUGGCCAAGUAGACUUUAUAAGAGGAGCUGCUGAAGGUUUUGAUGGAAAAGGAAAACCAAUUAUUGCAAUGCCAUCUGUAACAAACAAGGGAAUUAGCAAAAUUGUACCACUUUUAAAACCAGGUGCCGGCGUUGUAACUUCUAGAGCACAUGUGCAUUAUGUGGUUACUGAAUAUGGCGUUGCAGAAUUAUUUGGAAAAACCAUGCGUCAAAGAGCACAUGCUUUAAUUAAUAUUGCUCAUCCUGAUCAUAGAGAAGCGCUUGAAAAAGCCGCCUUUGAACGAUUUAAGACUACUCCUUCCCCAUAAAGAUUAUAAAAAAAAUUUAGUGAGCGAUUAAAUGCAUUGCAAUGCGGAAAAUGCCGAAAAUGAAAAUAUUUUAUUUUGUAAAUUAAGAAGAAACGUAAUUUGUACUCUAUUACUUUAAAACGAUAUUAAGCUGUAAUUAGAAAUUAUAUAUAUAUAUGAACAUAUCUAUAUAGAAAAUGCCUUUGAUCAAAAUUAUUAGGUGUGUUCGAAAUAAUUAAAAAAAAAAUGUUAAAAAUUAGCUUUCCUGAAAAAAUUUGAUUUUAUUAUAAUACUAAAAUUAUUGUCUGUGCUUUUAUUCUGUUUAACCUUAAACGCAUUUCAAUUUUGAUUCCAGUUUAAAAGUUAUAACAGUUUUAUAUUAUCUACAUUUAUUUAUUUGAGUAAAAAAUUAUGUCAAACUUUUGUAAUUUUAAUUUCCAUGCACAUUUUGUAUUUUAAGUUAAUAAAGUUUUGAUUACCUUUUA
Molecule: messenger RNA, 2082 nt
Organism: Condylostylus longicornis
Lineage: Eukaryota; Metazoa; Arthropoda; Insecta; Diptera; Dolichopodidae
Product: 4-hydroxybutyrate coenzyme A transferase
Exons: 6
Coding region: 194-1618 (474 amino acids)
Biological process (GO): acetate metabolic process
Cellular component (GO): mitochondrion
Molecular function (GO): acetate CoA-transferase activity
Source: RefSeq, a predicted model, not a curated record